AUGCUUGGAUUGAGACUUCGAGCUGUUGGAGUCCGUGUGCCGUUCAGACGGGCCCAGUCUACUCUUUCGGAGCUGACAGACAAAUCCAAACACAUAUACAACGGCCAGGACCAGUCUUCGUUGUUGGACAAGCAGGCACCGAACCGCGAGACAACUUGGGCUCCCAACCAGCGCCCGGUCAAGGAGGCUAUGCAGGGCCCUCGAUUCGACGGUAAGGAUCUUUCUACACAGCCCCGUCCUCAGGCUGCUAUUGAGCUUAUUGCCCAACAGCCUAUCCAGUACGUGCACGACACCAAGGCCGUUUGCGAUGGUAACUUUGGCGGCCGUCGCGGCGGAGUCCAGGGCCACCCCAAAAUCUAUAUCGAUGUUGACAAGCCUGGUGCUCAUGGCUGCCAGUACUGCGGUAUUCGCUAUGCUCACGAGAGCCAGCGCGAAUCGCUCGAGUCAUAA
This is a messenger RNA of Wickerhamiella sorbophila, 450 nucleotides long. RefSeq names its product Lactobacillus shifted protein. The transcript has a single exon. Lineage: Eukaryota; Fungi; Ascomycota; Dipodascomycetes; Dipodascales; Trichomonascaceae. Gene Ontology annotation, biological process: mitochondrial electron transport, NADH to ubiquinone. The record is from RefSeq and is a predicted model, not a curated record. Bases 1 to 450 code for a protein of 149 amino acids.